Molecule: messenger RNA, 3090 nt
Organism: Ricinus communis (castor bean)
Lineage: Eukaryota; Viridiplantae; Streptophyta; Magnoliopsida; Malpighiales; Euphorbiaceae
Product: acetyl-coenzyme A carboxylase carboxyl transferase subunit alpha, chloroplastic
Exons: 12
Coding region: 365-2665 (766 amino acids)
Biological process (GO): fatty acid biosynthetic process
Cellular component (GO): acetyl-CoA carboxylase complex
Molecular function (GO): acetyl-CoA carboxylase activity; carboxyl- or carbamoyltransferase activity
Source: RefSeq, a predicted model, not a curated record
UGCUGGCUCAUUAUAAACACAGGUCCCUCUCUUUCCUCACUCUCACACUCGCUCGCAUAAGAAGUAUCGACAUAAACGAAGUAUUUCUUUUCUUUUCUUUUUUGUUGAAAAGAAAAAAGAAAUAAAAACAAACCAAACAGCGCCUCUCUCUCUCUUGACGAUCUCCCCGAUGCUUCACCUCUCUCUCAUUUUGGCUUAAAUUAUUAUUCUUUUUCUCUUCAUUUUUUGUGCCUCCCUUCUUUUUCUGCUCUCCUAUUGAGAUCCUAUUUUUCUCGCUCUCAGUUUCUGAUUCUUGGAGCUAAAUUUGGCCCUUUAAAGAUCUAAUUAGCAGCAGAUUUGGUUGUUGAACUUGGGCUUGAUUAUAAUGGCUUCAAUUUCACAUUGCCCAGUUUCAUUUACUGCAACUGGUGCUUCUGCUUCGGAUCUUCUUCGCAGCUCGAGUAAUGGAGUUAGUGGAAUCCCAUUGAGAAGAUUAGACCGAGCGCGAUUCAGCUCCAAAAAAACAGGCGAUUUUGGAGUAGUUGCCAAGAUUAGGAAAGGGAAGAAACAAGAGUAUCCAUGGCCUGAUAAUCCGGAUCCAAAUGUACCUGGAGGAAUACUUUCUCAUCUUUCUCCUUUCAAGCCUUUGAAAGAGAAGCCCAAACCUGUUACUUUGGAUUUUGAGAAACCGCUUGUUGAUUUAGAGAAGAAGAUUAUUGAUGUGAGGAAGAUGGCACAAGAAACUGGCUUAGACUUUAGUGACCAGAUUAUCUCACUAGAGAGUAAAUAUCAACAGGCUCUAAAGGAUUUGUAUACACAUUUGACCCCUAUACAACGUGUAAAUAUAGCACGGCACCCUAACAGGCCCACUUUCCUUGAUCAUGUAUUUAGCAUUACUGAUAAGUUUGUGGAGCUUCAUGGAGAUCGAGCAGGUUAUGAUGAUCCUGCUAUUGUUACUGGUAUAGGAACCAUUGAUGGUAAAAGAUACAUGUUUAUGGGUCACCAAAAGGGUAGAAACACAAAAGAGAAUAUCAUGCGUAAUUUUGGAAUGCCUACUCCUCACGGUUACCGCAAGGCUCUACGCAUGAUGUAUUAUGCAGAUCAUCAUGGGUUUCCUAUAGUUACUUUUAUUGAUACACCCGGGGCAUAUGCGGAUCUUAAAUCUGAAGAACUAGGCCAGGGUGAAGCUAUUGCCCACAAUUUGAGGACAAUGUUUGGUUUAAAGGUACCAAUUGUUUCUAUUGUUAUUGGGGAAGGUGGAUCUGGUGGUGCUCUGGCCAUUGGCUGUGCAAACAAAUUGUUAAUGCUUGAAAAUGCAGUUUUCUAUGUUGCCAGUCCUGAAGCUUGUGCAGCAAUUUUAUGGAAGAGUGCCAAAGCUUCUCCAAAGGCAGCCGAAAAGUUGAAAAUCACUGCUGGGGAGUUGUGCAGAUUGCAAAUUGCAGAUGGUGUCAUCCCUGAGCCACUUGGUGGUGCUCAUGCAGACCCAUCAUGGACCUCUCAACAGAUAAAGAAGGCCAUUAAUGACUCUAUGGAUGAGCUCACACAGAUGGACACGCAAGAACUUCUAAAACACCGUAUGCUUAAGUUCCGAAAAAUAGGUGGCUUUCAAGAGGGAGUCCCAAUUGAUCCUAAGAGAAAAAUCAACAUGAAAAAGAAAGAACUGGUUGCAGGAAAGACUCCAGUGGUAGAAUUGGAGGGUGAGGUUGAAAAACUGAAACAGCAAAUUUCAAAAGCCAAGCAGUCAUCAAGCAAGCCCCCGGAGCUGGCAUUAAAUGAGAUGAUUGAAAAACUGAAAAAGGAGGUUGAUCUUGAAUUUUCUGAAGCCGUGAAAGCCUUGGGCUUUCAGGACAGGUUUGCAAACUUGCGCGAAGAGUUUUUGAAAGCAAAUUCGCAGGACCAACUUAUGCAUCCAAUUCUAAUGGACAAGAUUGAAAAGCUUAAGGAUGAGUUUACUAAGAGUCUGUCGGCAGCUCCUAACUACGCCAGUCUGAAGUAUAAACUUGAUAUGUUGAAGGAGUUUUCUAAAGCCAAGAGCCUCUCAGAAAAGAACAGUAAAGCUCUGGCAUUGAAGCGUGAAAUCAACGACAAACUUAAAGAAGUCUUGGAUCGGCCUGAUAUAAAAGAGAAGAUGGAAGCAUUAAAGGCUCAAAUUCAUAUGUCGGAAGCCUACAAUGAAGGUGAAUUAGAUGAAGAGACAAAAGAGAGCAUUGUGAAGAUGAGGAAAGAGAUGGAGCUAGAACUGGCUAAUAUAUUUAAGUCCAUGGAUCUGGAUGUUGCAGUUGUUAGGACAAAAGCAAAAGAAUUAAGUGAGCAGACUACAUUCCCAGAGUUCAAGGCUAAGGUGGAAAGUUUGAAGGAGCAAACUAAUAAGAAAAUUGAAGAUUUAAUCAAUUCAUCAGAUAUUAAAAAUAUGAUUAAUUUGCUGAAAUUGGAGGUUGCAAAGGCAGGAAGUAAACCUGAUGUGACAACAAAAAAUAAAAUAGUGGCUUUAGAACAACAAAUAAAGCAGAAGCUCUCAGCUGCUAUUAACUCAACAGAAUUAAAGCAGAAAUUUGAAGAGCUGGAUCUGGAGGUUUCUGAAGCUAUAGAUGGAAGUCUGAAAAAUAAUGAUCCAAUGGACAGGGGUGCCAAACAUGAUGAGUCAAGAGUAGAGAUUAAUUUCGGUGCAAACCGCAGCUUUGCUUAGACAUGUCUUCUGUAGGUAUGCUCCUAAUGAAGAUGCUGUAGAAACAGAUGGCGGUCUAUAAUUAAAGCAGUCAGAAUUGCUUCGACUCUUGGAGUCAGAAUAUACUGCAAAUGCUUUCACACUGCUGCCAAGAACGUGCUGCCGUUGCCACCCGCCAGAGUGGAAAGGUUUUUGCUUCUACAGGAACAUGAGAAUCGCAUAGCAUAACAUCUCUUUUUUUCUUUUUUCAAGUUAGUUGGGAUCAUUUGCAUUUUGAAUUAAGUUUUGAUAAUUUAUCAAUUUCCACCUCGUUAAAGUUUUGUGGUAGAAUGUGCUUCUUUUGCUAUUUAUAGACAGAACAAUUUGUGUAAAUUAUGGUUGUGCCAAGGGAGCUAAUAACAUUACUUUCAGACGUCAGGAAUAAUACUCAAUCUUCUGGCUGUGAA